Messenger RNA from Emericellopsis cladophorae, 489 nucleotides. RefSeq lists its product as uncharacterized. The record is from RefSeq and is a predicted model, not a curated record. NCBI's taxonomy places the organism in Eukaryota, Fungi, Ascomycota, Sordariomycetes, Hypocreales, Bionectriaceae. Bases 1 to 489 code for a protein of 162 amino acids. The transcript has 2 exons.
AUGUCGAAGCGCGGCCGCCCCGAGGAAGAGGAGGAGCUCGUCUCCCUCCCUGAGGACGACGAUGCUGAGGAGGAAGAAGAGUACAUCUCCAGUGGCGACGAGGAAGACGUCUCCGAGGAAGAUGGCGACGAGGAGGAGGAGCUUGAGGAGGGCGACGAGGAAGCCGAGGGCGAAGAGAAUGAAGCCAAUGGCGAACAGAGUAACCAGGGUCCCGACCUGUCCACGUCAACUCGUACUGACCCCAUGACAGCUGAGCCCCCGGCCAAGAAGCGCAAAACCACCGACGAGACCACAGAGGGCGACGCCGAGGCCGAAGGCGACGAGGAGGAGGAAGAGGAUGCUGAAGCCGAGGCUGACGACAAAGCCGACGACAAGGACGACGAGGCUGUCAAGGACACUAAGGACGAGGCGGCCAAGGAGACCGCCGACAAGCCUGCGCCUGCUGAGACGCAGUCCGAGGAGAAGGCGGCGGCUGGUGACGCCGAGUGA